This is a messenger RNA of Porites lobata, 3454 nucleotides long. NCBI's taxonomy places the organism in Eukaryota, Metazoa, Cnidaria, Anthozoa, Scleractinia, Poritidae. The record is from the annotation of a GenBank genome assembly.
AUGAACCUGAAUCCUCUUACUAAACAAGGCAAAGCGCUGCACUGUGAGGUCUGUGAAAUGAUUGUAGAAAAAUGGUUAGAGGGUUCCAGUGAUUUUGUUACAAAUAGUAUAUGCAUGGUGAGUCCUGGGACUCAUUUUGUGAAUAGUCAAGAGUUCUGGCCUGUCCACAUGCACAACCAGUGAGUCCCAGUUAAAAAACAGGGAGUCCUUAAUUGAAAAUGCUUGGUAUGGGCCUUUUAACCAGACAGUUAAUCUGGAGACAGAUGCCAAAACUUUUUAUGACAGUUUACUAAAAUGAAAAUAUAGUCCUAUAUAUUUAAAGCACAAAAAGACUAAAAUAUUUAUAUACAUCUUUAAACAACAGCUACAGAAAUCGCACAAACAGGAUAUUCUACCAACAAAUCUUCAAAUCGAUCGAUCAUCCUUUGCAUCCUACGGGAUGCAUGCCAUGAAUUAUUUUGCGUCUUUGGAUAAUUUUUUGUGUGAGGGACACAAGAUGCAGAGGUAACAAAAUCACUGGGGUUUGAAACCAUUCCAAAUAGUGCACCAGUUUAAUUUACUGAGAAGGACGGUAACAAAUAUUGUUGAUCGUUUCAUAUGUCCAGGAAGCCCCUACACAGAGUUUUUUAAACAUCGACGACCAAGUAUGUAUGCUACGGAAAUACAAAAACAUUUAAUCGAAAAUCAGGUUGUUGACCUGCAAAGGUUCGAUAAGUCAUGUAUUGACACGUGAUUUCGGUUACUCUUGCAAAGAGUUGACAAUAGUUCCAAAAGAGAGCUUAAUCUAAUAAUAUAAUAAUGCUUGACUGAGAACGCUCAAGAAAAAGUUGAAGCAUAUAUUUUUUUUCAGUAACUGUGAUCCCAGGAAUAGGUACUUCUUUGACGAGAACUCGGUGAUUAAAACAACUGGGAAGUGAAGUUACUGUUGAGCAAACUUGUGAAGCUCAGUCGUAGUUGACAACUAUGUCUUGAAGUUCGCAAUUUGAUUCCCUAACUUGCUAAGUAAUUGGCUACUUCAUGAUGUAGUACCCAAUUUUCCAACGAACUUUGCAACAUGGUGUGGUAAAUAAUGUGAAAUCGACUGUAACAGAGUGAUCCAGACUUUAAGAGCGCUUUCCAUUUGUCGGAACUGGCCAGCCGGACCAUUGUCCAACCAGUCGGUUUGAUAUUGAAAUACGCUUUUGCCAAGAGUUUUUGCUGAACAACCAUUUCCUUGGUGCAUACUACUUAGGAUUUGACUGAUCUGGCUGGAGAGAUUUGAUUAAAAUGGAAAUUCUCAUUGCGUUGGGAAUGGUUUGGCCGGUCGGUUCUGACAAAUGGAAAGCGCCCUAAGUCUUCAUUUCAGUGGACAGCAAAUCCAGCAGUGGAGUUAAACUAGUAAAACCACUUUUAUUUAUCCUGUAUUACCCUGCAGUUCUAUGCAAACAUCAUAUUGACCAGGGGGAAGGAGGGUACUCCUUAAAUAUGUUCUCUUGAAAUCCAAACAAUGUUCCCACAACUUGCAAAGCAACCAGCAGAUUUGUUUACUGAUCAUUCCUUGAAUAUCCACACUCAUAGCUCAGCAUACAUUGUUGUCAGUUAAGAUGUUACAUGGUUGCGGUGACUGUCACAUUUUUUUUAGUUUCUCUUGCAUCUUCAAUACCAAGAAACAAUUACAACAUGUGAGAAAAACAAAGAAGCAUGAUAUUUUUGUCAAUUAUUGACUAUAUUUUCUCUGUUGGUUCGCCUCUCACUGCUAAAAUAUUUACUUUAGGAAACACAUGUACAUGUAUAUCCAGUAUAUCACAUUGGAUGUUUGGCUUUCAAGCUAGAUCAAACUCUUUCGAAUGAAAGAGUUUGAUACAGCUCAGCCAUUCAACAAAACCCACUCACAAAAAAAAAUUGAAUAGAUCAUUUGAUUUUUGAAUUCAGUCAAACAUUGAGUUGGGUUAUCAAACAAAGUGGAACUCACAUAAGGAACACUCGAAUGGAACAAAAACAAGCGUUUCAGUUCCAAGCAAUUGAUGACAAGUGUGUUAAUUAUUGAUCUAGUGUGAAAGCAGUCAAGGCGAUGUAAGAUCCUGCUUCUUUUAUUAUUUCCAUUUCAGAGUUAAAUUCUAAAAUAAACAUUUUCUGUGAAAAUGUCAAUACAUUUAUUUUGUUUACCAAGGAAAAAGUCUGUAAAUCUGCAAGUUGAAAUCAUCUUGGUAAUCAUCUCAGUUAUUACUCUUCACUACAUAAUUGGCCUCAAUAAUAUUGUAGCAUAUUCUGAAUCCAGCACUUGUCAGAUUUCCCUGGCUUGUUGAGUUUACUCAGUUUUCACAUUUUAUUUUUUUCCAAUAUAAUUUGGUUUGUUUCGAUUUUGUUCAGGCAUCAAACUCUCCAGAAAGCUGGUUUGAUCAGGGUCCGAAAUUUUGAUAUUGUUUGAUGGCCAAACUGUUUUGUUGGAAACGGAACUCGUUUGAUGGUUGAACUUUUUACAGGAAGAUUUUUCACUUUUAAAUUAAAAAAAAUAUCUGCAGGAAAAAGUACACCUUGUGGCAAAUAGCUUUGAGGUUUCAAUUCUUAGUCUCUUCCGCGUGAAAGUCUACAAUGACAACCAGCAGUAUUAACUCUGCUGCCAGAACUGAAUUUUUGGUCGCAUUGGCGACCAGGAAGGCGCAAUUUCGGACCCUGUUGAUAUUGUUUGAUGGCCAAACUGUUUUGUUCGGGGGAGUUUGAUGGGAACUUUGUUUUCCGUAAUAAAGUUGUGAGAACAUCAUUUUCUUGCACCCAGACCUUGUUACUUUCCCCUGCUUCCCCUGGUAUUGACCCUGUACGUGUAGAUGAUAAUGUACAACCUGAGGGAGGUUGUGCCCUUGAAAAGUAGGCUUUUUGUUACUGGUACUGGUAAUCAUAGACAGCCUCUGUUUACAUUUACAUGUACAUGUAACCCCUGGUCCAUAGUCUUAACGUUGCAGGUUGCGGGCAACAUAAUGUACUAACUAUUACUAUGAAACACAACUGUAUGCUUGUAAAAUUAUUGUAAUGUGAUGAAUCAGGGUUGUCAGAAAGUUUUGAAGUAGACAGCUGAGUUGUCAAAAAUAAUAAGCGGCCAGUAAAUUAUAUGUAUAUUACUCAUUUAGUAUUUUUUAUUCGUAUGAGAAUAUGUACAUUAGUAAAGUUGUCUUACUGCUAAAAGGUUUUCCCCCCCCCCCGAUAGCCUGGGGAAUAGCUUCUGUGUUUUACUUAUUACCACUUUGUUUUGUUUUUCAUACAACAGGCCAGGCAGAUCACCUUGGUAUGUGAUGUUGGUGCAGAACGUUCCCUCAAAGCAGGCUGGUUCAUGGAACUUAAUUUCAGUCUCAAGUUACUGUGCUUUAUGCUUAGUCAAGUUCUGCAAAUGUUAAUCUUGAAAUACUACUUCUAUGCUAAAGACAAAGAAUGUCCAACUGCUACCUCGAGUGGGCAAGGUGAAGCAAACCUUGCAUUCUAA